CUUGCCCUUCCGUGGAGCCGCCGCCGCCGCCGCCGCCGCCGCCAUUUGCACGGGGACCCCAGUGACAGGGGCUCGGCGGAGGGGCGGAGGGAGGGGGGGAGGGCCCGCGGAGCCCCCGAGGGCGGGAGCGACGCCGCCGGCGCCGGCCCGGCUCCCUGCGCGACCGCGCCGCCCGUGGCGGGCCCCGAGCAGCAGCAGCAGCAGCGGCGGCAGCAGCAGCAGCAGCCGAGGCCGGGCGUGCGCCUGAGGCGGCGGCGGCGGCGGCCCUGCAGGCGGCCGGGAGGGGCGGGGGCAGCGGCCGCCGCCGUUUGAUGGAUCCGAGGAUCGCCUGGUUCCAGCCAGAGCAGCUCGGACCGUCCAACAGUCUGUGGAUGCAGAUCUGGGAGACGACCCAGGGGCUGAGGAACCUCUACUUCAACCACCACUGUCACAGCAGCGGCGGCGCGAGCGGCGGCGGCGGCGGCAGCAGCAGCAGCACGGCCACCGGCGGGAGCGGCAGCAGCACCGGCAGCCCCGGCGGCGCGGCCUCGGCCCCGGCCCCGACCCCGGCCGGCAUGUACCGCCCCGGGGAGCGCCUGCUGGGCAGCCACGCGCUGCCCGCGGAGCAGCGGGACUUCCUGCCCCUAGAGACGACCAACAACAACAACAACCACCACCAGCCCGGGGCCUGGGCCCGCCGGGCGGGCUCCUCGGCGUCCUCGUCCCCCUCGGCGUCCUCGUCCCCGCACCCUUCGGCCGCCGUCCCCGCCGCCGAUCCCGCCGACUCGGCCUCAGGCAGCAGCAACAAGAGGAAGCGCGACAACAAGGCCAGCACGUAUGGACUCAACUACAGCCUGCUGCAGCCCAGCGGAGGGCGGGCCGCGGGGGGCGGCCGAGCAGACGGCGGCGGGGUCGUGUACAGCGGUACCCCGUGGAAACGGAGGAACUACAACCAGGGAGUCGUGGGUCUGCAUGAAGAAAUCAGUGAUUUUUAUGAAUACAUGUCUCCAAGACCUGAGGAAGAGAAGAUGCGGAUGGAGGUGGUGAACAGGAUCGAGAGUGUAAUUAAGGAGCUCUGGCCCAGCGCUGACGUCCAGAUAUUUGGAAGUUUUAAAACUGGACUAUAUUUACCUACUAGUGACAUCGACCUAGUGGUGUUUGGGAAGUGGGAGAACCUACCCCUCUGGACUCUGGAAGAAGCUCUUCGGAAACACAAAGUCGCAGAUGAGGAUUCGGUGAAAGUUUUAGACAAAGCAACUGUACCUAUUAUUAAACUAACAGAUUCUUUUACUGAAGUGAAAGUUGAUAUCAGCUUUAAUGUACAGAAUGGCGUGAGAGCAGCUGACCUCAUCAAAGAUUUUACCAAGAAAUAUCCUGUAUUGCCAUACUUGGUUUUAGUAUUGAAACAAUUCCUAUUGCAGAGGGACCUUAAUGAAGUAUUUACAGGUGGAAUUGGUUCUUAUAGUCUCUUUUUAAUGGCAGUCAGUUUCCUUCAGUUACAUCCCAGGGAAGAUGCUUGCAUCCCCAAUACAAACUAUGGUGUUCUCUUAAUAGAAUUUUUUGAAUUAUAUGGACGACACUUCAAUUAUUUAAAGACUGGCAUCCGGAUAAAGGAUGGUGGUUCAUAUGUGGCCAAAGAUGAAGUACAGAAAAAUAUGCUAGAUGGCUACAGGCCAUCAAUGCUUUAUAUCGAAGAUCCUUUACAACCAGGUAAUGAUGUUGGAAGGAGUUCAUAUGGGGCCAUGCAAGUGAAGCAGGCCUUUGAUUAUGCCUACGUUGUUUUGAGUCAUGCUGUAUCACCAAUAGCAAAGUACUAUCCCAACAAUGAAACAGAAAGCAUACUAGGUAGAAUAAUUAGAGUAACAGAUGAAGUCGCCACAUACAGAGAUUGGAUAUCAAAGCAGUGGGGCUUGAAGAAUAGACCUGAGCCUUCAUGCAAUGGAAAUGGUGUUACCUUGAUAGUAGAUACUCAGCAGUUAGAUAAAUGUAAUAAUAAUCUAUCUGAAGAAAAUGAAGCCCUUGGAAAAUGUAGAAGUAAAACCUCGGAAUCUCUUAGUAAACACUCUUCAAACUCUUCAUCAGGUCCAGUGUCGUCCUCUUCUGCCACACAGUCCAGCUCUAGUGAUGUAGAUUCUGAUGCAACACCAUGCAAAACCCCGAAACAGCUGCUUUGCCGUCCGUCCACUGGGAACCGAGUAGGGUCGCAAGAUGUAUCCUUGGAGUCCUCUCAAGCAGUUGGCAAAAUGCAAAGCACCCAAACCACUAACACAUCCAACAGCACCAACAAAUCUCAGCAUGGAUCAGCAAGGCUCUUUCGUUCUUCCAGUAAAGGCUUCCAAGGUACAACUCAAACAAGCCAUGGUUCCUUGAUGACAAACAAACAACAUCAAGGCAAAUCCAAUAAUCAGUAUUACCAUGGCAAAAAGAGGAAACACAAGAGGGAUGCGCCCCUCUCAGACCUCUGUAGAUAGUCGGCGCUGCGCGGUGGACUGUCUUCUCUGUGCAAUGAUCUCAUGCUCAGGACAGUUGCGCAGGGACUCCUGGGAGACAUUCAGGAGCCUCACACUGUUCAGACGUUGAUUUAGCAACUGCGUUUUUUCCCAGCUCGCCACAGAAUGGAUCAUGAAGACUGACAACUGCAAAAAAAAAAAAAGAAAAAAGAAAAAAAAAAAAAAGCAAGCAUAAAAGGGGGAAAAAAAGGCUGCUUAAUUGAUAAGUCAUAUGCUACAACAGGGUCAUUUUAAGAUUUAAAGCUUGAAUGUAAAAUAAAUAUAUUUCUCACUGGCUUUAUGCAGAGUUAUAGGGAAUAGUAUUCAGUGUUGGUAGGGUGAUAGAAACAAAAAACAAUAUCAGAGGAUGGGGUGGGGAAGGAAGACAAAGGUAUCUGAUAGGAAGUCCAGAUUCCAAAGGGGAAAGUGAUCUGUGCAUGUUUUUUUUUUUUGUUUUGUUUUUUUUAAAUAUUUUUGCAUAUAUUUACCAUUUUAUUGUGUGUAUGUAUAGAAGACCAUAUAGGAAAUUGAUAUUUGUAAUAGUGGAUUUGUUAAUAAUACUUUUUACAUAACAUUACUGUUUAAAUUGUAAACAGAUUUUUUCUCAGGAUUAGUUUGAAAAAUAAUCUAAAUUGUCAUCUUAACAUCCAUAUAUAGGGAAGUGAUUAGUUCUAUUACUCAAUUUGUUUUUCUCAGCAUUGAAAUGACUUAAUAGAACCCUUGUGUCCUGCUGCAAAAAUUUUUCCUCUCUAAAGAAAAGGUUUAUGGUGGCAAAUGAUGUUUAUUUUAUUUUGUAAAAAAAAAUGUACUAUGUACUUUUGUGUAAACACUGAAAAAUCUCUGGUCAUCUCUGAGAAUUAACUUGCAACUGUUUUCUAUAGUGCUGUCGUCUUGGGCAAUGGGCAAGUACAUGACUUUGUGUUUGCUGCCUUUGCAGUCUUUCCCCCCCCCCCCCCCCCAUUUCUUCCUAAUAGGAAAAAACAAAAAAACAAAACAAAAAAAAACGGCCACCCAUGUCUGGUCUCAUUCCUGUUGCAGUGAAACUUCGAGUUCCACAGACUUUGCAUGCUGGCUUCUCUAACCCUGUGUGCUGCGUGUGCCUGUUUCUCAUCUCUUAUUCUUUUUAAAAUUCAUGCUUAACUACUGUGGGAGAAUAACUGUAAACAGCUUUAAUUAAAUCAUACUUAUAAAAAACUAUUUUCUUAUAUUCCACUUUAUGCUUUUGGUAUUGUUGAUCUUUCCAAAUUAAAUGGUCUUUGAUAAUGGAUCUAUUUUGUAUUGCCUUAUUAAGACCAAAUACUUCUUGUCAUCCCAUUCUUUAUCCUCUUCUUUCAUGGAAUUGUUAUCGUUAAUUAAAACUUUUUUAAGCAUUGGCUUGUUUCAAUCAUACUGUAAAUUUUGGUUGUAGUCAGCUUUGAGUGCAAUGAGAUGUAUAAUUCUGUUAUCAUUACCUGUUGAGUUUGAAACUCAGUUGGGAAUAUUUAAUAUAAUAGAAUGUAAGUGACAUUUCUGAAAAUGCUUUCUUUCAGGAUGAAAGCUCUUAUGUUUAGCAUCAGUGUGUAUGGCUCUGUUAAAUACAGCCAUUUCUGAGACAAGAUUCUUUUAUAUAUAUAUACAUAUAAAGUACUAUUGGCUUUUAGGAGUUUCUUUUAUAUACAUUUAUGAAAUACUGAAGACCAAUCAGACCAUUAAUGGACACUUAGUGUAACUUUUUAUAAAGAAAAUAAUGCUAAAGUAAGACCAAAACUGAUGUCAUCACUGAAAUUAACAAUUUUCAAUAUGUUCAUAUUUUAAUUCACAAUGGAAAAAUGUGUUCCAAAACUGGAAACUCAUAGUACUCGUGUAAACUGUGGAAGAUUUUAAAUGUGAUGUUAUUUUGACAAUGUUUUAAAUUUUUGAGUCACAUUCUGAUCAGAAUUUUUAUCGAGAUGUUGAGCUUUUGUUUUUGAAACUAGUUUGUCAUAACAUUGUGCAUAAUCACAGUAUUUAUUUUCUAGGACAAUUGUGAAUGUGUAGACUUAUGUUUACUGCUAAGGGAACAAUUAUUUAUAAAAUAAUAUUAAAUCCAGUAUUAGCUGCCUAUUUCAGACACUUAAUACUUGCAGAGAUCUAUGUUACAUUUACCACACUGAAGUUUUUUUUGUUGUUUUUUGUUUGUUUUUAAAGAAUCACCCUCAUUGUUGAAAGUAAAUGUACUCUUAGGGUGCGAAUAUUAGUGUUCCAAUAAGCAUGUGAUUAUAUUAAGGUGGUGGUAGCGGGAAGAUAAUCUUGAUUCCAUUGGGAAUCUUAGGUUUUCGUAAAUUUAUUGGGAAAAUAGUUUUUCCUGUACUGCUGAAGUUUCUUUUUGGUAAACAGUAUCUUUCUAAAAGAAAAGCAUGAAGGAGAAAUUGAGGUGUGUAUACAUUUCCUCAAAUGACCAGCAUUGUAUUCGUGAAUACUGUGUAUCUUGCAGUGAACAGUGGAAGCUGUUCAUUUUUCAAUCUGAAGUAAAAUACUUUCAA
Piliocolobus tephrosceles (Ugandan red Colobus) is the source of this 4969-nucleotide messenger RNA. RefSeq names its product terminal nucleotidyltransferase 4B (gene TENT4B). The transcript has 12 exons. The record is from RefSeq and is a predicted model, not a curated record. Gene Ontology annotation, biological process: polyadenylation-dependent ncRNA catabolic process; RNA 3'-end processing. Gene Ontology annotation, cellular component: TRAMP complex; nucleolus. Lineage: Eukaryota; Metazoa; Chordata; Mammalia; Primates; Cercopithecidae. The coding region runs from base 312 to 2450 and encodes 712 amino acids. Gene Ontology annotation, molecular function: poly(A) RNA polymerase activity; mRNA binding.